This is a messenger RNA of Charadrius vociferus (killdeer), 729 nucleotides long. RefSeq names its product NHL repeat containing E3 ubiquitin protein ligase 1 (gene NHLRC1). The annotation marks the transcript as partial. Lineage: Eukaryota; Metazoa; Chordata; Aves; Charadriiformes; Charadriidae. Gene Ontology annotation, molecular function: ubiquitin protein ligase activity; protein binding; translation repressor activity. Gene Ontology annotation, biological process: negative regulation of translation; proteasome-mediated ubiquitin-dependent protein catabolic process; protein polyubiquitination. The transcript has a single exon. The record is from RefSeq and is a predicted model, not a curated record.
CACGUCUUUGGGCCGAGCGGGGCCUGCCUGCAGCGGUUCGGGGAGCGGGGGGACGCGAGCAACGAUAUCAAGUACCCGCUUGAUGUGACGGUCACCUGGGACGGGCACGUGGUGGUCACCGAUGGCGGGGACCGCUCCGUGAAGGCCUUUGAUUUUGAGGGAAAGGGGGUCCUGGCUGUCCGGGAAGGUUUCUGCUUACCAUGGGGCUUGGAUGCCACCCCAGAGAGCGAAGUGAUCCUGACCGAUGCGGAGGCAGGUGCUCUCUACCGCUUGACGGCCGACUUCAAGAGGGGGAAAUUAAAGAAGUGUCAGAUGAUCCGGUCUCAGCUCGUCAGCCCAAGAGGGGUUGCGGUCUCCCAGACCUCGGGUGCUGUCGUGGUAAUAGAGCACCUUAAAGCCCAAGGACUGAACAACGGGAGCACCCGGGUGAAGAUAUUCAGUGCAGAGAUGGAUCUCAUCAGCCAGAUGGAUAGCUUCGGUCUGAACCUUGUUUUCCCCUCCAAAAUACGUACCACGGCUGUGGCCUUUGACAAAGAGGGUCGUGUUAUAGUAACAGAUGUUUGUAGCCAGGCUGUAAUAUGCUUAGGGAAACCAGAGGAGUUUCCCAUCUUUAACCCGCUAAUUAGCCACGGGCUUUCUUAUCCCUCAGGACUGACUUACAUGGCAAACAAUUCUCUUGUCGUCUUAGACAGCGGUGAUCAUUCAAUAAAAAUAUAUAGCUCCACCUGA